GGCAAAAACCCCAAAAAUAAAUAUCUAUUUUGUACUAUAAUUCACAUAUUUGAUAGCCACAAUGGUAAGCGAACUAUAAACCAGCUUCAACUAUGUAUCAACUAUAUAUACUGCGAUUCGGAAAAAAAAACAAGUUUGAAAUAUUUCAUUAGCCAAAAAACAUCCAAACGUAAUUAGCAUUAACUAGCCAAAUUAGACUCAGUGCUAGUCGAAAUUAACAUUUCGUUAACCUAAUUGGUCUAAUUCCGCUAAACAACUCUCAUCUUGCAGUUUUUUUUGGUUAUUGAGGAUAGAGGUUAGGUGCAAUUAUAUUUGCAUAUUCAUUGCUGCCAUCCGAAUUCAGAUGCUCAAGUUGAUCAAACAAACACCAUCUUAACGUUUACAUACAAAUUAUACAGAUGAAUAAACGAAUAAACACGGCCUAAAAUAAUUCAAAAAUAAUUCAAGAGGGAUCGAAUGUGAAUUUUUUACAUGUAUGUAUACAAUGUUGACAUAAUAGAGCACCCUCAAUGAGUAUAAAUGUACUUUUAGAAACUCAAUGCUAGAACUCCCAUUGGGGGUUCAGUCAAAAAAAAAAAACUCCCAUUGGGGUGCUCUAAGAAUUAAGAAUAAGUAUAAAUGCAUGUGGCGUGUGACUUUAUAGUAUAUUUUAUUUGGCGUGCCGAUAUUGCUUAGGAGAGUGGAACCAUAUUGGACUGUGCACUUCGUAAACUAAAUAAAAUGAUUUCAAAUCGCGGCAGGUUAAACAGUUCAAGUGGGAUGUAAACGCUAAUUAAACCGAGCAUAAAAAAUCGACUAUUACGUGGAAUCUACCAUCACUAUAGUCGUCGGGGAUAUUACUUCGGAGUUUCUGACUUCUUUUUGUAUGUUUCUGUUUUUUAAUAUGUAAUGUUCAGUGGAUGGCUUUAUCCAUUUCGGGUUGUUAACGAUUGAUUCCAGAUAAAAAUUAUCUUCUUAUUUGUGAAACAUUCAACAUAUAGUUGACAUACUCUUUUUGGUUUUACGUAUAAUCAUAUUGAUUUUCAUGUUCCUUCAAACCUCUCUAAAUUCUAAGUAAGUUUUCAUCUUCGGAUUAGUCAAUAACUAAACAUGCUUAACAGAGAACAAUUUUAAAGGAUAUUUCAAAAACAAAAUGCAUUUUUAUUUGAUCACAUGAAUAUAUUCACACAGCAAAAAAUUGUUUUAGAAACGUUGUAUUGGAUAAGACAUAGACUUUGGAAAGAAUCACAAAUAACUCUCUGAUAUCGAAUUACGUGUUUGUAAACCGAAUUGAAUCCUUAAAUCUUGUUUUAUUAUUUUGUCCCAGAGACACACAGCCGAAUAAUUAAUAGCCCCAGAAAAAAAUAAAAUACAACUGCAUCCUCAAAACACAUGCAGUCAUGUAGAUAACAGUGGGGAAUUGCUUACACAAAAUCCACUUGCGUCCUCUAAUACAAUACAUCACUAUUCUGUACAAAGUUGACUUCAUGUUAGCUCGAAAAUACAGUCACUAAUCUUAGUGGAUUACGAAAUAUAAAACCGUCCAACAUACAAAACAAGAUAGAAAUUCAUGAAUCUGUGAAUAUGAAUAUCUCUUAGUGCCUAAUCUUACUAGAAUUAUAAAAAUAUGGAGCUUAAUGCGUCCUAUUGAGCACAAGAAACAAAUAUUUCGGAGCCGCCAUACGUCACCAUGCAUUAAUCAUUCUCUUAAUAGUCCACUAAUAGAAGCACAAUUAAGCCCUAAAUAUAGUUGAUAUCUAUUUUCUCUCUAUAAAUAGAACCUCAAUUCUUCACAUCUUAAUAAACUAUCACUCUACAAAGUCAUUUAAACAAGCAAUCUUAGACAAUGAUGAAAACACAAAACAAAAAUGUGCUGCUUACUAUUUUCACUCUUUGUAUGAUUUGUUCAGGGGCUAGGUCACAGCUAAGCCCUGCUAUCUACGAUAAAUCAUGUCCGUAUCUUGUACAAAUUGUCCGUAAACAAGUGAACAUGGCCCUGAAGGCCGAGAUUCGGAUGGCUGCUUCUCUCAUUCGUCUUCAUUUCCAUGACUGCUUUGUUAAUGGGUGCGAUGCGUCUGUCUUGUUGGAUGGAGCAGAUAGCGAGAAAUUAUCGAUUUCAAACGCGAACUCUGCGAGAGGAUUUGAAGUAGUUGAUACUAUCAAAGCCGCUGUGGAAAGCGCAUGUCCUGGUGUUGUUUCUUGUGCUGAUAUACUCACUUUAGCCGCUCGCGAAUCAGUUUACAUGACUGGAGGACCUAUGUGGAGAGUGGCAUUAGGAAGAAAAGAUGGACUUGUGGCAAAUCAGAGUAGUGCAAACAAUCUUCCAUCUCCUUUUGAACCUUUAGACGCUAUCAUUGCCAAGUUUCAAGCUGUAGGCCUUAACGUCACCGACGUCGUAGCUUUGUCAGGAGCUCACACCUUUGGACAAGCAAAAUGUGAUCUCUUCAGAAACCGGUUGUUCAACUUUACUGGCCAGGGAUCUCCGGAUGCAACACUUGAAACGACACUCUUGUCUGAUCUGAGAACAGUUUGUCCCAUAGGAGGAAAUGGAAACGUAACAGCUCCCCUUGAUAGGAACUCUACGGACGUCUUCGACAACAAUUAUUUCAAGAACCUCCUCCAAGGGAAAGGUCUUUUGAGUUCGGAUCAGAUUCUGUUCUCCAGUGACUUGGCCGUGAAUACAACAAAAAGACUUGUGGAGGCUUAUAGUCAGAGCCAGAGCUUGUUUUUCAGGGACUUCACUUGUUCGAUGAUCAGAAUGGGUGGUAUUAUGAAUCCUAUCAAUGGAUCGAGUGGGGAGGUUAGGAAAAACUGUAGAGUUAUUAAUAACUAGUGUGUGUUCUUUUGCUUUUCUGCUAUGUUUGGGUGUUGGUCAUCAGUCCUCGUGUGUGUAUCAAAAUGAUCUCGUGUGUAAUAAUAAGAAGUUAAUGGGUUUGUUUAA
This is a messenger RNA of Brassica rapa (field mustard), 2920 nucleotides long. Its product is annotated as peroxidase N. The record is from RefSeq and is a predicted model, not a curated record. Gene Ontology annotation, molecular function: peroxidase activity; heme binding. Gene Ontology annotation, biological process: hydrogen peroxide catabolic process; response to oxidative stress. NCBI's taxonomy places the organism in Eukaryota, Viridiplantae, Streptophyta, Magnoliopsida, Brassicales, Brassicaceae.